Molecule: messenger RNA, 4115 nt
Organism: Tilletiaria anomala UBC 951
Lineage: Eukaryota; Fungi; Basidiomycota; Exobasidiomycetes; Georgefischeriales; Tilletiariaceae
Product: Rgp1-domain-containing protein
Exons: 4
Coding region: 145-4044 (1299 amino acids)
Biological process (GO): retrograde transport, endosome to Golgi
Cellular component (GO): Ric1-Rgp1 guanyl-nucleotide exchange factor complex; Golgi membrane
Source: RefSeq, a predicted model, not a curated record
CAAAGCAAGCCUGCGCGAGAAUUGCGACCCCCAAGCUGGAGCUGCAGGCGUUGUCAUAGUCGUUGAAGGAGGGUGAGAGGGACACAAAAGGCCGCAGACGUGAUCCAAAGGCAACCCUCGCCGGCACCGUCUCUGUCUCCUACGAUGGCAACCGCGAAUGGCGCUGCGAUGCCCUCAUCCUCUCCGGGCGCAGGCUCGCCCUCAUCAUCUGUGUCUACCUCGUCCUCAUCCCUUCGUGUCACUGUCGAACCAGGGCAGUCCAGCUUCUUUGCCGGAGAGUACUUCCACUGCAAGAUCACAUUCAGCAACGUCGCCACCCCGCCUGCUCGCUCGCACCAGCAGCUGAGGCAGGAAUACGAUGAUGGAACUUCGACUCCCACUUCAGGGAUGACGAGCAGAAGCAGGAGCGGUAGAGGCUCUGGAGCGGCUUCGCCAUCUACUUCGUCCACAACAUCGCCUUCGGCAUCGGGGACGAGCACGCCGAACAGAAGCACGAGUCGAGGCUCCCAGCAUACACGCAAAGCAUCGUCGUCUCUACACGUAGCCAAUGCGAACACGAAUCGCGCGUUCUCGCAUGGAAAGAGCCAAUCGCUCUACGAUGUACGGCCAGUCGAUGCGGACAAAGUAGGCGCGGGAGAGCACGCUCGGACCCCGGUGCGGCGCGAGCGCAGAGGCCUUGUCGGCAGAGGCCCUAAACCCGCUGAGCUGCGUUCACAGGCUGGAAACGACGAGGAGGAUCAUGGGAACGAGCCUGCAUCAAGGGGUACGAAGGGAGCUACGAAGGUCUCGCACGGCAAGUCAGUCUCUGUCGCUGUGGCACAGAUCAGCAGCAGUGCUAAGCACGGCAGCGAGGAUGCAAGAGGAAACUUGCAUGGGCUAGGGCUUGGAUUGCCAGGGCGCAGAGGUAGUGGCGGCUCGGCUGCGGGCUAUCCUGCGUCGCGGAACGCCUCAGGUGCCUCUGAGGCUGGCAGUAGCGACACAGCGCGGACGCCUUCGUCCUCGUACGCAGUAACAGGCGCAGUAGCGCCCCGAGGGGGCGCGCGCCCCGGCUCAGCUGCAGCACCGCUGCAAGCGCCAGAAGUUCAUGACGGCCAGACGAAACACAACGCUGAUGACUCUUUCGACGAAGAGAACGAUGGGGUGCAAAAAGUAUCCAAACAGCAUCCGCGCGUCUUCAACAACACGGCCGCUAAGGCCAAGUCCCUCGUCUCACGCACUUCUGGGCGCCACCCGCACUCACGCAAGAAGAGCGUCGUGCAGACGCAGGUGGAGGACCUCACCGAGGCGUUCGCACUCGAAAUGGGGCUCGAGGCCACACCCGAGGAGUCCAGUGCAGCAGCUUCGCCGGCGAUAUUAGGCGGAAAUGGAGGAUUGAAUGGUAUGACAGAGCACAACUACGAUUGCAGCAAUGCUCCCGGUACAUCCUCUACGGAAGAUGGGAAUGCAGCCGGCAGCAGGGUCAUAGAUGUUGGUGAUGACUCUUUUGCCUCUGCAACGAGCAAGGCAGGCGGUCCAGGGGGCGUUGCUUCAGGGUUUUAUGGUAUCGGCAGGAACGACACGAUGGAGUCGGUCGUACGUGAAGACCUCUCGGAGCGCCUGGCUUCGAGCGACAAGCGCACAGGCCCUGUUGUGGGAAGAAGAGGUGGCCUGGCGUUGGGCUUGGAUCGGAGGCUUAGCAAUUCAUCCAACAGGAGCAUGCUCUCGCCUACCAACCUCUCCAUCAUCUCAACGCACUUCCCCGCCUCUAUGCAUCGUUCUGGCUCGGCGGCGGCGGCGGCCGGCUCAGGAGUGGGCGAUUCGUCACCGACGAUUCCAGCAGCUUCUUCCGCUGCGCCGUCCACCUCGCCUCUCUUCCCGGCACCAGCACACGCAAAUGUCGCGCCGGGCUCCGAGGUGCUGCUAUGGUCAUAUGCACAAUUCAGCGGGAUGUUCUCCAUCGACGAGUCGUUAAUCAAGCCGUUCGACUUUGAGCUUGUCAAGUACCGCAUCGCGCAAGGUACUUUUGUUUCUGCUUCCUCUGCCUCCUCCGGCGGACGCGGCGCUUCGAGCGGUAUCGUGGGUCCUGGCGGGCGCAGCGAGCUACAGCUGCAGCGCCAGACCCCAUCGGAACGCGGCGGCGCUGCGAGCUCACGUGGGCGGACGAUUGGCGGCGGCGAGCUGCUCAGCAUUGGGCAGGAGGAUGUCGAGGCAGAGCUGCGCAUGGGCGAUGAUACAGGCUCUGCCGGCGGCAUCGGUGGCGAGAGUGGCGCCGGGGGGCCCGAAGAGACGGCCGCGGCGAUGCGCCGCGCGAUCAGCGGUCAAGGCAUGGGCAAGAGCUUUGAGGCGGACGGAUGGACCGCGUACCUGCGCAACAGGCUCACGCUCGGCAGCGGCGGCGCUGCGGCUAGCGACAACGGCAUGAUCGGCGGCGCCAGCGGUGGGAGCGGAGGAGCAGGGGGAGGAGGGAUGGUAGCGGGACUGCUGAGAAGAGGGCAUAAGCACAAGCGCACCGGAAGCACGCUCGUUGAUACGAGUCAAAAGGCCCUGCUUGCCAAAGGGAUACCCACGUUCAGUACACCACCCAGCAUCCUCUGCGUCGACCUGGCACUUGAGCCUGGUCAGAGUCGAUCUUAUCACUUCCGCCUGCCUCUCCCCCCAGACCUGCCGCCAUCAUACCUGGGUAAAGCGAUUUCCUUCACUUAUACACUGGCGAUCGGCACGAAUCGCCUGGAUCUCUCCAACGCAACCGUGCGCAGCAGCAGCAGAAAGUCGGCGCAGAAGAGCAGACUUAUCCAGAUCCCUAUCCGCAUCUACAAUCACGUUGCCGUAAGCGGCGCGCGGCCGUUCUGGGACUUGCUCAACCCGAUCGUCUGGGUGCGAGACGGGGCAGUGAUCAGCCCUGCUGAUGAUGAAGCCGAGGGUGAGGAUGCCGAGGAUGCUCUGGAUGCCGCUGCGCCGCCUCCGCCACUGCCAUUGCCCGAGCACGUGACGGCAGCGGAAGGAGCGCAAGAGCUCGCCAAUCUCAAAAAGAAACGCGACGAAUCCUCGCACGUAAACCUCGUUUCCUACGCCAAAGAGCUGCUCGCGUCGUGUGCGACGCCAACUGGGUCCUCCUUCGAUGCCAGCUCGGCGCUCACCGACUCGGCACUGCAGCCGGGCGAAACGUCAACAAUUGUGACAGCCACGCUACCUGCCCCGCACUUGUCCGCACGCUCGCUAGGGAAAGCGCUCAUGCGCCGACGUAGCUCCGUCGUGAGUGCUGCGAGCAGAGCCGGCGCAGAGGAGGACACAAUCGACACUUGCAUGGAAGCAGUCGAGGUGCUCAGUCGGACGUCCUCCAAAGUCUCCUACGAUAUUGCGAAAGACGGACAGAUCGCAGCUGUUCUGACGCUCGUCAAGUCGAAGUUGCGUCUCGGUGAUACCGUCUCAGGGGUGAUCACCAUCAAUCAGAAGACAGCUUAUGCGCGCAUCAUCCGUGUCGCCGUCCACCUCGAGUCGCACGAGGAGAUUCAAUCGGACAUCGCGACGCUUCCGUCGACGCGCAGCCAGAAGCUGACGAAACGCGCCGUUGCCAGUCACCACGAUAGCACGCUCGAUGCCGGUCAAGUUUCCUUUGCGCUGCCCAUCCCAAGCGGCGCAACGCCCGAUUUCACGACGAGCGGCGUAAAGCUUUUGUGGACCAUCCGCCUUUCCCUUCUUACGCUCACCAGCGUCAAGCCUCCAGCAUCGCCAAAGUCGUCCAGUAGAAGCAACAUAUAUAAUGGCGGUCCGCACGCACCCAUACCUCCACCAGCCCCAUCAGCGUCAAAGCGGGCGCUGCCCCCGCCGCAUCUCGUCCCAGGCACGCCAGAUGGAUUCGCUCUGUACCACCAGUCGCUGCGCGCGCUGCCUUCACUGUGCGGGCCUUUACCAAGCUUUACGCCGGACGAGUCGCACCGCAGCUUCCUCAAGCGGAACGGCUAUGGCGUUGAGGCGAAGCUCGAGAUUGUCGAGUGCUCUGUGCCGCUCGUGGUUCUUCCCAACAGCACCCGGUUCAAGACGGCCUCCGUGCGGUUUGCCGCCUAGGACUCUGACAUUUAUGCACCCUGGCGAUGUACUAAAAUGCUGGUCGAUGUGGUAAUGGAUAUAUUUGCUUG